UUCCACAGCUCAAACUCCUUCCGGGGGUGUGAGGGAGAUGUCGGAGAGGCGAAGGGAGAGGGAGAAGCUUCGGGACCGCGACCGAGAGAGGGACAGGGACAGGGAUCGCGACCGCGAGAGAGAUCGAAACCGAGAUCGAGAUAGGGAACGGAACAGAGAUCGAGACCACCGGAAGCGGUCGCGAUCCAGGUCCCUGUCGAGGUCCCGCUCCCGUUCGGCCGAGCGCCACCGCCGCCGCCACCACCGCCGCUCACCUUCCCCAGACACCCACCGCCACAAGCGCCGCCGGGAGGGCAGCGAUGACGAUCGCGACCGCCGCCGCUCCUCCGCCUCGGAACACGCCGAAGGCGGCCCUAAGGAGCAGAAGAAGCAGGCGGGCGACGAUCAAAGGGACGGAGAGGCAGCAGCGCCGACGGACGCGGACCCCGACGAGGUGGAGAUGAUGAAGAUGCUAGGGAUCCCGCUAGGGUUUGAUUCCACCAAAGGGAAGCCGGUGGCAGGCAACGACGUGAGUGGGGUGAGGGCGGUGACUAAGCGGCAACCGAGGCAGUACAUGAAUAGGAGGGGAGGGUUUAAUCGGCCCUUGCCCCCGGAGCCGAACCGCUAAAAUCUGAUAUCCGGCCGAAAAGAUUCUGAAAUCAAGCUGUUGAGUUGGGAAAAGUUGCAAGUCUUCAUUUUCUGAAUUUGAUCCAGGGAUGUGGUCAGUCAUGAUUGUGUGAUAUCAUCUUCUAUCCAUUAUAUAUAUUAUAACAUUUAAGCCUUGCCUUAGUGUUAUUACUUGUUGAAACAUUUAUAGGAUGCUAGAUUAAGAGUUUUGCUUUGUUUCA
Molecule: messenger RNA, 827 nt
Organism: Musa acuminata AAA Group (dessert banana)
Lineage: Eukaryota; Viridiplantae; Streptophyta; Magnoliopsida; Zingiberales; Musaceae
Exons: 2
Coding region: 38-607 (189 amino acids)
Biological process (GO): RNA splicing
Cellular component (GO): precatalytic spliceosome
Source: RefSeq, a predicted model, not a curated record